GAGAGUGGCGGUCUAUCCCCGAGUUGAGAAUGGGCUGCAGGCUGCCCUGGACCUGCUUCCUAUGGCCCGUGGCUGUUUAUGCGAGAGGGGAUUAACGUUGAACGACUCAACGUGUCUGGGCCAGGAGGCCUCGGCCUCGAUUUUUUGGCGUAGCCGCUUCCAAGAAGGGGAUGAGGGGAAAACAAGGGACAGGCAAGAUGCUGCUUAGGUGUUGCAGAUGAUCAAAUAACUGACAUGAAACCUCCAUGUACAGGCUGCUUUCAUAUUUUACGCAACUCUUGCGUCGACUAGAGAAGACUCUUCCUGUACAAAGUCAGCUAGAUACUUUGGCAGCUGAAAGCCAAAGCAUUUCCUCCUCGUUUUCUAUUACAUAUUUUCAACUUGUUCAUCCCUCCUCGGCACGUUUGGUUGUUAACAGUAACUGGCUGCCAACAGAGCAAGGUGUGAGGCAUUGUGCGUUCAGCCCAAUCUUGGUGACAUUCUCUUGGGCUCCUAGUUGCACAUUUUUAAUACCAAAAGCCAAAAUGCCGGAGCAGCGAUAUUGUGUGGACUAUGCAAAGCGUGGCACAGCUGGCUGUAGGAAGUGCAGGGAGAAACUCCCUAAGGGAUCAGUGCGGAUUGGAAGGAUUGUGCCAAACCCGUUUUCUGAGGGAGCCGAGAUGAAGGAAUGGUAUCACAUUAAAUGCAUGUUUGAGAAGCUGGAAAGAGCCCGACUAAGCACCAAGAAAAUUGAUGACUUAACUGAUCUGGAAGGUUAUGAAGAACUUCAAGAUCCUGAGAGAGAUUUGAUCAACCAACACAUUAAAGAGCUUGCAGUCAAGAAUGGCUUGUUAUCUUCCAAAGUCAAGCCCACCCAAAGUAACCCAACUGCAGCCACUCCUUCACCUCGUAAAUUCUCUGGCUUCUCUGCUAAAGCAGAAUCCCUUGGUGAAGAACCCUCUACCUCCAAAAGUGCACUAUCAGUUGGAACAUGUGACCCCAACCACAAGGAUUGUUCCUUGCGGGAAUUCCGUAAACUGUGUGCAAGUAUUGCAGAUAAACCCAGCUAUAAUAUUAAAACGCAGAUCAUACAAGACUUUCUGAAGAAGGGCACUGGUGGAGAUGGUAAAUUCCAUGGAGAUGUAUAUCUGACUGUCAAGCUACUUUUACCAGGUGUGGUGAAAACAGUUUAUAACCUGAAUGACAAACAGAUUGUCAAACUGUUCAGCAGAAUAUUUAACUGCAACCUUGAUGACAUGGUUCGAGACUUAGAACAGGGUGAUGUGUCUGAGACCGUGCGCAUCUUUUUUGAACAGAGUAAAAGCUUCCCCCCUGCACAUAAGAGUGUCAUGACAAUUCAAGAUGUUGACGCAGCUCUCACCCAGCUUUCUAAAAUGACCAGGGAAGAAGAUCAACUGAAGGAGCUGCAGGAUAUUGCUUCGAAAUGCACGGCUAAUGACUUGAAAUGCAUUAUCAGGCUGAUUAAACAUGACCUACGGAUGAAUUCUGGUGCAAAGCAUGUGUUGGAUGCUCUAGAUCCUAAUGCUUAUGAUGCAUUCAAAGCUUCCCGUAAUUUGCAAGACGUGGUUGACCGUGUUCUGCAGAAUCAACAAGAGUCUGAGCGGAUACCAGGAAUGAAGAAAACACUUUGCGUUAAGGCCACUCUUUUAACCCCAAUACAGCCAAUGCUGGCUGAAGCCUGUAAAUCAAUUGAAUAUGCUAUGAAGAAAUGUCCAAAUGGAAUGUAUGCCGAGAUCAAAUAUGAUGGGGAGAGAGUCCAAGUACACAAGAAUGGAGACACCUUCCAGUAUUACAGUAGAAGCCUGAAACCAGUGUUACCACAUAAAGUUGCCCAUUUUAAGGAUUAUAUUCCCAAAGCUUUUGCUGGUGGUGAUAGUAUGAUUUUGGAUUCUGAAGUUCUGCUGAUUGACACAGUUACUGGAAAGCCACUUCCUUUUGGAACACUGGGUAUCCAUAAGAAACUUGCCUUCAAGGAUGCUAACGUAUGUCUUUUUGUCUUUGACUGCAUUUAUUUUAAUGGAGUCAGUCUCAUGAACAGACCGAUUAGUGAGCGAAAGCAAUUCCUUCGUGAUAACAUGGUUGAAAUCCCAAACAGAAUCAUGUUUUCAGAAAUGAAGCACGUAACAAGGGCCUCAGAUCUGGGAGAAAUGAUCAAUCGAGUUAUCAAAGAGGGACUCGAAGGAUUGGUACUGAAAGAUGUUAAGAGUCUCUACGAACCAGGCAAACGUCAUUGGUUAAAAGUAAAAAAAGACUAUCUCAAUGAAGGUGCAAUGGCUGAUUCGGCAGACCUUGUUGUGCUGGGAGCUUUCUAUGGGCAAGGGAAUAAAGGUGGGAUGAUGUCUAUCUUCUUGAUGGGCUGUUAUGAUCCCAAUACAUCACGAUGGUGUACUGUGACCAAAUGUGGAGGUGGCCAUGAUGAUGCAACCCUGGCACGAUUACAGAAUGAACUUGACAUGGUGAAAAUAAGCAAGGAUCCAAGUAAGGUGCCAAGUUGGCUAAACGUCAGCAAGAAUUACAUACCUGACUUUAUUGUUCGAGAUCCAAAGAAAGCACCAGUUUGGGAAAUCACUGGAGCAGAAUUCUCUAAAUCAGAAGCUCACUCUGCAGAUGGGAUAUCGAUCCGGUUCCCAAGGUGCACCCAAAUCCGUGAUGAUAAAGACUGGAAAACUGCAACCAACCUUUUUCAACUGAAGGACUUGUACAAAGCUUCUAAAAUGACUGAAGGUACUGAUGUUGUGGUAGUUUCUGAGAAGGAUGAUGAUGAAUGGCCUUCAGGUGGUUCUGGAACUUCUGAUGCGACAUCGAAACAGACCCCAAGUAGUUCAGUCCCUCCCUCCAAAUCACCUGGGAAGAAAACUAAGAGUGAUGGAGGUAACAGAACCUCCCAUAAAUCGCCACCUGAGAGCUCAGCAGGAAAGGCAAUGAAGAGAAAGUUACCAGUAGCAGAGCAGAAUGGAAAGAAGAUCAAAUCGUCCAUAACUGAAAAGAGUAAUGGCUCUUUGCUUUCAAGUCCAUCUACAUCAUCUCCGAACCAGACUUUACUGGACAUAUUUACAGGGGUAAAACUUUAUUUGCCUGCAUCAGUGCAAGACUUCAACAGAAUCUGCCGGUACUUCAUUGCAUAUGAUGGUGACCUGGUUAAAGAGUACGACAUAGCUACAGCAACACACCUGAUUGGCGAAGUGAAGGAAAAUACAUGUGCCAAACGUGUCUCAGUGAAUUGGAUUUGGGAGUGUAUCAAGAAAAGGCGGCUGGUUCCACCAUUCUGAAAAGUAGCAUUCAAAACAACUCAAAAGGAUAAAGCUCUCAAAUUUGAGAUCACCUACUUCUCUGAGAGAUUUUAGAUUUAUAAUCUGCAUCAAGGAAAUGAAUGAUGUUGGACAUUGGAAUUCUGAGCGUAUGUCAGGUAUACAACUUGAGACUUGCAAGACAGCCUAUGCAAAGAGGUCCUGCAAGUGCAUUUCUAUCAUGUGCUUCUGUUUUUUUUGAUAUCCCUAUCAAUUCCCGCACUGUGGUGCUACACCUGACUCUCUUCAAGGCUAUGAAAGUGUGCAUACCCGUCCUCAGACCUAAUGGGAACCUAACUUGCAGAACAGUUGUGGACAGCCAGUUUCUUGAGUGGUGAUUGGCAUUUAACCUGGAGUUGUAUUGACUUCCUACAAGUAAUAAAAUUAAUGUUUUUGUUCA
Hypanus sabinus (Atlantic stingray) is the source of this 3687-nucleotide messenger RNA. It is a transcript of the gene lig3, whose product is annotated as ligase III, DNA, ATP-dependent. Bases 246 to 3269 code for a protein of 1007 amino acids. The record is from RefSeq and is a predicted model, not a curated record. Gene Ontology annotation, cellular component: DNA ligase III-XRCC1 complex. Gene Ontology annotation, molecular function: DNA ligase (ATP) activity; ATP binding; zinc ion binding. NCBI's taxonomy places the organism in Eukaryota, Metazoa, Chordata, Chondrichthyes, Myliobatiformes, Dasyatidae. The transcript has 21 exons. Gene Ontology annotation, biological process: double-strand break repair via alternative nonhomologous end joining; mitochondrial DNA repair; lagging strand elongation.